Messenger RNA from Symphalangus syndactylus (siamang), 450 nucleotides. RefSeq names its product small ribosomal subunit protein eS7-like. Lineage: Eukaryota; Metazoa; Chordata; Mammalia; Primates; Hylobatidae. Gene Ontology annotation, molecular function: structural constituent of ribosome. Gene Ontology annotation, biological process: rRNA processing; ribosomal small subunit biogenesis; translation. Gene Ontology annotation, cellular component: ribosome; cytosolic small ribosomal subunit; small-subunit processome. The record is from RefSeq and is a predicted model, not a curated record.
AUGGGCCAAAUUAUACGCAGAACAAGUUCCAUAAGAAGGCUCCAGCCAGCACUCAGCAAGGAGAAGGCCACGUUCAGUUUGAACACCAGGAUCACGAAGCCCAACGGCAAGAAGCCAGACAAGUUCAAGUUCGGCAUCUCCCAGGCUCUUCUGGAGCCAAAGAUGAACGUGGACCUCAAGGCUCAGCUCAGGGAGCUGAAUAUCAUAGCAGCCAAGGAAACUGAAGUUGGUGGUAGUCAGAAAGCUAUCAUGAUCUUUGUUCCUGUUUCUCGACUGAAAUCUUCCCAGAAAAUCCAAGUCUGGCUAGUACAUGAAUUGGAGAAAAAGUUCAGUGAGAAGCAUGUUGUCUUUAUUGCUCAGAGGAGAAUUCUGCCUAAGCCAACUUGAAAAAGCCAUACAAAAAAUAAGCAAAAGCAUCACAGGAGCUGUACUCUGAUAGCUGCGUACCAU